AUGGCGGACCUUGCGGGCCUGCUGGGUCAGCGCAGCACCCCUGCACGCGAAAAUACACAACAAGGACACGAGUUUGCUGUGCCGGAUGAUGGGCGCUGGGCGCAAUCUUUGCGUGUGGCUGAAUCGUACAACGGCGGGAUGCCGUCCACCUUUGACCCUGCGUUUGUACAGACCAUGCCGAGUCGUGCCGCACCGCGUGUAUCGCUCGCCGUGAGCACCGAUCUGAAACGGUGGAAUUACAGGUACAUGUUUGAGAAAAAGGGCGAGCGAAGUCUUGGUACGUCGCCAAUACAACUCAUUGCAGAAUUGGACAACCGGCUCGACGAUAUGGGCGACGUACUCCGGCACGCCUUCGGCAUCACGAGCGAGCUCGAGGACCCGUCUAUUCCAUCCCAGGAAAUGAUUUAUGCAGUAGUCCGAAUCUGCGCGCGCGUAGAUCCUGCAGACAGUGCACAGCGCGACGCACCGACCGACGCGCCUCCUCCGACCGUGCCGCGACUCGGUGCACAGAAUAUGAUGCUCGAGGCCAGCCGCAUGGUAGGCAAUGGCCAGCGUAUUCCAUUAGCGCUUGACGCAGCCUGCACGGUACGCUAUGCAUGGACGGAUGCUGCGGUCCAAUCCACCAACGCAGUUGGCCUUUUUCCCGGUAUGAUUGUCGGUGUAAAAGGCCGCAACGGGAGCGGAAACCGCUUUGUGGCACAGGAACUGCUAAUUCCGCCUGCACUACCGCAUCCUGCAUCGUCCCGUGCUGAGCUGCUUUCACAUCAGUACGACGAAACAAAGUUGAACGGCGCAGCGUCGCGCAUUCUUGUGGGUGCAGGGCCGUUUACCGAGCCCGACAAUCUCCACUUUACACCGUGGCACAGCUUUGCGACGUAUGUUGAAAAUGUGCAGCCCGACGUACUGCUGCUUAUGGGCCCUUUUUUGAGCGCAUCGCAUCCUAUGGUGGCUGCAGGUACACUUGACGAAAUGCCAGCGACGCUGUUUCGACAGCAUAUUGCACGUCGCCUCACGCGCCUUGCUGAGCGAGUGCCUGCAACGACGCUCAUUCUUGUCCCGAGCACGGACGAUAUAUUUCAUCCUCACCACGCGUACCCACAGCCGUUCUUUGACAAGGCAGAACCCGCGCUUGGCCUACCGAAACGCGUGCGGUGCCUGCCGAAUCCCAGUGUGUUUUACAUCAAUGAAUUGGCCAUCGGUGUCACUACCGCCGAUGUGCUGGGGGAUUUGCGGCGCGAAGAGCUCAUGCAGAAAGUCGGUGCAGUGCACACGUCUACUGAUGGACAACAGCGUGCGCCAGAAUCGAGUGCAGAUGCGCGCGAUCCCAUGAUGCGGCUUGCUCGGCACGCGCUUGGUCAGCGCAGCUUUUACCCCCUCUUUCCACCGUCCUCCUUGUCCAAGCUCCCUCUGGAUUUGUCGCAUUCGCGCUUGUGUGCGCUCGAGCAAAUUACGCCAGAUCUGCUGCUGCUGCCAUCUACUCGAGUCAAACCGUUUAUCCGCGUCGUUGACUCGACGUUGGUUGUGAACCCUGGUCCAUUAGCUUCAUCAGCGCACGAUACGCCGCGCCCCAACAGCAACGGCUCGUUCGUGCGCAUUCAAGUAGCGCCGAUGGACCGCGCAGCACUUGACCAAGGCGCAGAAGAUACGGAGCUUAUUACGCACGACUUGUUUGGUCGUGCAAAGAUCGACCUGAUGCAGACAAUGUAG
Molecule: messenger RNA, 1707 nt
Organism: Malassezia vespertilionis
Lineage: Eukaryota; Fungi; Basidiomycota; Malasseziomycetes; Malasseziales; Malasseziaceae
Gene: POL12
Product: DNA-directed DNA polymerase alpha subunit pol12
Exons: 1
Coding region: 1-1707 (568 amino acids)
Biological process (GO): DNA replication initiation; DNA replication
Cellular component (GO): alpha DNA polymerase:primase complex
Molecular function (GO): DNA binding
Source: RefSeq, a predicted model, not a curated record